Messenger RNA from Dentiscutata erythropus, 1035 nucleotides. NCBI's taxonomy places the organism in Eukaryota, Fungi, Glomeromycota, Glomeromycetes, Diversisporales, Gigasporaceae. The record is from the annotation of a GenBank genome assembly.
AUGGAAUUAUUUCCAAGUUACGACGGUUCUUGCCACCCAGAUGAUUGGUUUAACAAUUUAAAAUUCGUUGCAGCACUUCAUGGAAUAUCAUCAGAGACGGUCCUAGUAGACCUUGCGCUUCUUAAAAUAAGUCGAGCGAUUCGAAAUAAUAGUAGUGGGUCUAUAACAAAACUCUCGCAAGUAAUAGACCUCCUGAAGGCAGAUUCAUCGUAUAAGAUUUUCAAAUUGACUUCAGAAAAAAAACUUUCAGCACUGAGAUUUACACAUUUAUGUGAUGUCAGAGAUUUUAUUGUUGAACUAAGACAAUUACUAAGUGACGCUGAAAUUUUUAAUUUAAGUACACAAAAACAAUAUAUUGCAAAAAUUUUAUCUAGCGAAAUGCUAGCGAAUGAUUUUAGUUCAAAAAUUGCAAAUGCAACAUCUGUUGAUGAAGUUUUUAUUAAGCUCCAAAAAUCACUUUAUAAGCUUAAACGUGUAGUUAAAUAUGGGUCUGUAAUUGCUUUGCGCCACAUCGAUACUAAUAAAAUUUUAUCGAGUACAUUAAAUAAAUAUAGCGGCGGUUCAAAGCAAUAUUGGGUUUUCGCAAAAGAUGGUAAUGUGACCGAUUUCGAAUCGUGGACUAUAAUGCCAGAAGUUAUCGUAUUGAACACCCCACCAAAAUAUGGGGAUAAAAAAGAAAAAGGCUCAUUAGUUUAUUACGGUGAUAAAAUAACUUUGAAAAAUAAUGGCACUGGCCAUAAACUACAUUCACACUGUGGUCCUCAAUCCCCAGUAACUUCACAACAAGAAGUCUCAUGUCAAACAUGGAAUAAUUUCGAUGACAAUUGGAUAGUACAACAUAAUAUCUAUGACAUAGAUCCUGAAAAAAAGGAACCAUUGAUCGAAUGUCACGAUAUUGUUUUUAAGCAUAUCCCGACAAAUUCAAUGCUAUGUAGUCAUAAAUAUAUGUUAAAUAAUAACAAUCAGGAGGUUACAUGUUUUGGAUAUCAAAAAAUUAAUCUUACGAAGUGGCACAUAGAAAUUUUGGAUAUGUAA